Molecule: messenger RNA, 1279 nt
Organism: Penaeus indicus
Lineage: Eukaryota; Metazoa; Arthropoda; Malacostraca; Decapoda; Penaeidae
Exons: 6
Coding region: 141-827 (228 amino acids)
Source: RefSeq, a predicted model, not a curated record
GUAUUUUUCCAAUUAUCAUUGUUAUUAUCAUUUAUAUUUAUCAUUACCCGUUUUCUUUGAUUAGCCAGAAUGAAAGCAGAGAUACUGACUUCAACACGAGGAAGGAAGUGAGGAGUGACGAGAGUCCCCUGUUCUGCCCGAUGCCAGCGCUUCGAACCGGCGCGCAGUUCCGGAAAGUGUUGACGACCAUCGAUAUACCUUGUGAUAAUGUGACGACGUUCGGAGGGCCGCCCAGAGGCAAGAAAGGGUCAUCGAAAAACGUCUGUCUCGAUGCAAGGUUCGGCGUCAUUCCCGGCAGGUGCGUCGUCUUCUCCUUCGGCAUCAACCACGACUGGAGUUUCGAGGAUGAGAUGGCGGAGUUCGGGUGUAAGGUAUUCGCUUACGACCCGACAAUGGACGUCGAGAGCCACCAGCGAUCCCCGAACGUGCAGUUUUUCGCCACCGGGAUUUCCAACUACAACGGGACGAAAGUGAUAGGGAUGGGGAAGAACUGGAAGGAACGGAAGGUGGACCGCUUCGAGAACCUGGUGAAGGAGGCGGGGAUGGAGGGCCGGCCGAUCGACGUGGUGAAGUUGGACGUCGAGCUCUCUGAACUCGACUUCCUGCAGGACAUGCUCUUCAACUCUCGCCACGUCCUCAGGAACAUCAAACAGCUGGCCAUGGAGAUACAUUCUCAUUUCAAAAGUAAUAAUGUAGGAUCAACAGCUACUUCCCAGGUGUUCUGGCCGUACCUGAACCUCAUGAGAUGCGCCGGUUUUAAGCUAAUAAGCUCGGAAUCAGGGGGUUAUUGGAGAGAAGUUGUGUGGGCGCAGGAGAGAGUGUGGUAAUAAAGAGAUUUCAGUGUUUAAGGGCGUGCAUUUGUUUGAGAGUGGUGUGUAUGUGUGUGUGUGUGUGUGUGUGUGUGUGUGUGUGUGAGUUUUUGGUGUUUUGUGUGUGUGUGAUUUUGGUGUUUUGUGUGUGUGUGAUUUUGGUGUUUGUGUAAGAGUUUUUGUUUUUUUGUGUUUGUGAGUUUUUGGUGCUUUGUGUGUGUGAGUUUUGGUGUGUUAUGCGUCUGAGUUUGGAUGUUUGUGUGCGUAAAGUUUUGAUGUGUAUAUGUCUGAAUUUUGUUUAUGUGGAGAUCUAAUGAAUGUGUAAACAUCGCAUAAUAAUAUGUAAAUGAAUGGUAAUAUGCACUCUGCAGAAAAUGUGAUAAGUUCAAAAUUAAAAACGUUAUGAGACAAAGCAUCAAUAAUUCCCCUUUAAUAUGCCUUCGUUAGCAUACAAAUAGAUUUUAUGUUGA